Ananas comosus (pineapple) is the source of this 4012-nucleotide messenger RNA. RefSeq names its product kinesin-like protein KIN-7E, chloroplastic. The transcript is spliced from 26 exons. Lineage: Eukaryota; Viridiplantae; Streptophyta; Magnoliopsida; Poales; Bromeliaceae. Gene Ontology annotation, biological process: microtubule-based movement. The record is from RefSeq and is a predicted model, not a curated record. The coding region runs from base 237 to 3608 and encodes 1123 amino acids. Gene Ontology annotation, molecular function: microtubule motor activity; ATP binding; microtubule binding.
UCAAAAAAUAUUCCGUAGUUUGGACCGGAGGCGGCAGAGAGAGAGAGAGAGAGAGAGAGAGAGAGAGAGAGAUAGGGAGAGAGCAUGUGAGCCGGUCGUCUCCUCUCCUCGUCCUCCUCCUUCGUCUCCAUCCGAAACCCUAGAAUCGACGAGAUCAAAGAGAUCGAGAGAGAGAGAGAGAGAGAGAGAGAGAGAGAGCUCGUCUUGUUCCUGUCGAUCGCCUCACCACUCUCGCCAUGUCCUCCAAGUCCGGGAGAGCGAGCAUCUCCCCAUUCCGAUCGCGCAAGACCCCCACCCCUCCCCCCUCCAAGGCCCCCGGAGCUCGACCCACCACCCCUUCCUCCGCCUCCUCCGGCGCCGCUCGGCCCGCGACCCCGUCCUCCUUAGCGUCGGCGCGGCCGACGACCCCCUCGUCCGCUUCGUCCUCCGCGGCGACGCGGCCCGCGAGGCCGUCUCCGGUCUCUGCGGCUCCCAUUAGCCCUACUUCGUCUCAGCUCUCCGAGCGCCCCCCCGAUCUCGCCAAGUCCAAGGAGAACGUCACCGUCACCGUCCGGUUUCGGCCUCUUAGCGCGAGAGAGAUCAACAAAGGCGACGAGGUCGCGUGGUAUGCCGAUGGGGAUUAUACCGUGCGCAAUGAGUACAAUCUGUCGAUUGCUUACGGUUUCGAUAAAGUGUUUGGCCCGGCAACUACAACUCGUCAUGUUUACGAUGUAGCUGCUCAGCAUGUUGUAAGCAGUGCAAUGGAAGGAAUCAAUGGUACUGUUUUUGCCUAUGGUGUUACUAGUAGUGGCAAAACUCAUACCAUGCACGGUGAGCAAAAGUCCCCUGGAAUUAUUCCAUUGGCGGUGAAGGAUGUCUUCAGCAUUAUCCAAGAUACGCCUGGCCGAGAAUUUCUUUUGCGUGUUUCUUACCUUGAAAUAUACAAUGAGGUUAUUAAUGAUUUGCUUGACCCAACAGGACAGAACCUUAGAAUAAGGGAGGAUUCACAGGGAACAUAUGUCGAGGGAAUCAAAGAAGAGGUGGUUCUAUCUCCUGCCCAUGCUCUUUCCUUAAUAGCAUCUGGUGAAGAGCACAGACAUGUGGGUUCUAAUAACUUCAAUCUAGUCAGUAGCAGGAGUCACACUAUAUUCACAUUGACUAUUGAGAGUAGCCCUUCUGGUGAAAAUGAAGAUGAGGAAGAAGUUAGACUAUCUCAGUUGAACUUGAUUGAUCUAGCUGGGUCAGAAAGUUCCAAGACUGAAACAACAGGGUUGAGACGGAAGGAAGGUUCAUACAUAAACAAAAGUUUACUUACUCUUGGGACUGUUAUUUCUAAACUCACAGAUGGCAAGGCUACUCAUAUUCCAUACAGAGAUUCAAAACUCACCCGCUUACUGCAGUCGUCUCUUAGUGGUCAUGGACGCAUUUCUCUUAUCUGCACGGUUACUCCUGCCUCUAGCAAUAGUGAGGAAACGCAUAAUACACUCAAAUUUGCACACAAAUGCAAGCAUGUUGAAAUUAAAGCUUCUCAAAAUAAGAUAAUAGAUGAGAAGUCUCUUAUAAAGAAGUACCAGAGAGAGAUUUCCUGCCUAAAACAAGAGCUGCAGCAAUUAAAACGUGGCAUGAUGGAACAUCCCAACUUUGUUGCUUCCAGUCAAGAGGAUCUUGUCAACCUAAAACUUAAGCUUGAAGCUGGCCAAGUCAAGUUACAGUCAAGAUUGGAAGAGGAGGAGGAAGCAAAAGCAGCCCUGAUGGGUCGGAUUCAGCGGCUGACUAAACUAAUCUUAGUAUCCACCAAGAAUUCUAUGCCAUCAAACAUUUCAGAGAAGGCUGGUCAUAGACGAAGGCAUUCUUUUGGGGAAGAUGAGCUUGCUUAUUUGCCUGAUCGUAAGAGGGAGUACACGAUUGAGGAUGAUGAUGUUGGCAGUCUUGAUUCCGACUUCUCAGCAGGAAGAAUUGAUGGAAGCGGCAUAGAUGAGCCAAUCAGGUUUGAUAAAAGGAAUCGUAGGCGUGGAAUGCUUGGUUGGUUCAAACUAAGGAAACCAGAUCAAUUUCCUGGACUCUCACCUGGUGCUGAUAGUGAGAGCACCGCAAGUGGGUCCCCUUCGUGUUCUCAACAAUCACAACAGAAACAUAUAUCAUUUGAUCUGAAGGAUGGGAGGAGGAAGUCCGUAAGUAGAAAGAGUGACGAUCCUUCCGUGCUUAUUGACUCCUUCCGAGAAAGGACACAAGCAGGUGAUCUAUUUAGCACCGCCACAAAAGGACGCCGUCUUCCGCCGACUGGAACAACUAUCAUUGAUCAAAUGGAUCUUCUUCGCGAGCAGGUGAAAAUGCUAGCUGGUGAAGUUGCACUAUGUACAAGCUCUCUUAAGAGACUGUCAGAACAAGUGGUGAACAACCCCGACGACCAACAAAUUCAGGAACAAAUGCAGAAGCUAAAGAAUGAAAUUGCUGAAAAGAAAUUACAGAUGCGUGUCCUUGAGCAGCGGAUGGCAGGAUCUUUUGAGGAAUCGUCGGAUAGUAUAGAAAUGUCUCAGACUCUAUCAAAGUUGACUACCCAGUUAAGUGAGAAGACAUUUGAGCUUGAGAUAAUGUCUGCAGACAAUAGAAUUCUUCAAGACCAGCUACAAGCAAAGAUAUCUGAAAAUGCCGAGCUUCAGGAAACCAUCUCAUUAAUGAGGCAGCAUAUUGGUUCUUAUACUUCUAUCAGUACUCCUAAUCUGACAAAACAUGCUGAUUCAUCUAAGGAAGUUUCUAGCAAUGGAAAUGUACCAUCUAAUGCGAUGAGCCUUCCUUUCAUGUUAUCUAGUGAAGACUCUAAAGAGGCAUCCUUAAAGUCCCAAGUACUCAUGCAGGCGGCGGAGAUUGAGAAUCUGAAACAGGAGAAGGUGAGAUUGGCUGAAGAGAAGGAUGGGCUCGAGAUUCACAGCCAAAAACUGGCUGAAGAAGCUUCCUAUGCCAAGGAAUUGGCUGCGGCUGCUGCAGUUGAACUUCGAAACUUGGCCGAAGAAGUCACGAAACUCUCUUACCAGAAUGCCAAGUUGAGUGGUGAUUUAGUUGCAGCAAAGGAAAUGGCUUCUACUUCUGCUGCUAGAGCUAAUUCACGAUGUGAUGUCUAUUCUAAUAAACCAGACAAUGGGCUUUUGAUAGAGGAAUUGCAGAGAGAGCUGGCUCUAAGGUGCCAGAGAGAAGCUUCUCUAGAAGCCACAUUGUCUGAGAAGGUGCAAAGAGAGGGUGAGCUUCAAAAGAAGAUUGAUGAGGCGAAACAUCGCGAACAGGAUUUGGAGAACGAGCUAGCAAGCAUGUGGGUGCUUGUUGCUAAGAUUAAGAAGAAUGGCAGUAUUCCUCACGAAAAUUUAGUUGAUGGUUUGAGUGAUCACGAACUUCCGUUGAAACAAAAUGGUUUUCACCUAGAUGUUGAUAUGGAUAAAAGGAAGUGUUUGGAAGAAGCAAGAACUGCAUAUGAGUAUGAAAGACGACACUGCAAGGAACUAGAAAGCAUUGUGGCUAGAUUAAGAGGUGAAGACCUUGGUGGCUUAGAUAAUAAUGCUCUUGAAGAGCUUCAAAAUUUUCAUAUAGAAGCAUUAUCAAAGAUUUGCCAAGCAAAGAUGACAAAUCAAGCUCUAUAGUGCUAGUAUCUCCCGGUUGUGAUAAGAGCUUUUCAUUUGCCUUCUAAGCUGAUUUUAAUCCUUACCAUUUGGAUCCUAUGCCUUUUCCUUUUGAUGCUUUGCUGGUUAGCCCUCUUGUACAGUUCUUUUGGCGAAGAGAAAGAGGUGAAACUUAUGGGCAUCGUUUGUCAUUUAGUCUCAGUAUUAAGGAUCAUGUUAGAGUUCUAACUAUGCACCAUUGAAUGAGCCACUUCUAACAAAUAUGGGAGCAGCGGCAGCCGCCACUAUCAAGUUUUCAUGUAUUUAUUUAUACUAUUACAUCCAGCAAGAGGGACAGGAGAUGGACUAGGUUUCUAUGUAAUUUCUUAAAACAAUGUAUUUUUGCAUACAUAAUAUUCAUAGAUGAUACAAAAUCCUGCCCUUAA